AUGCCAUAUAAUGAAAGAACACCUCUUAUCAGCACGGAGCGGGCAAAUUAUCAAACCAGAUAUUAUAAUCCAUGUUGUUUCCUAUUAUGUUCAAUAGUUGUCAUUAUAAUUACGGGCGUGAUAUCGUCAAAUAAUAAUGCAGAUUUUGACCUGCCAACUGAUAUCUCUCAGAUUCCUCUUGGGUAUUCAUUUCGAUUGAAAAAUCGAUGGUCUACUGAAUAUCUGGUAGAAACACUUCCUGUAGAAUUCCAAGAUGUCCUCUCGAAUAAAGAAAUGAAUGAUGAUCAUGGAGUGAUGAUGAUAGCAAAAAUUGUUUCAAAAUUAUGGAGUAAGGGCAUAUACCAAAUUCAAGAGUUUCGAUACAAGCCCGACGGGAAUGUUACAAUGGUGUCAACCGUUUUCUCAAACUACGAAGAAUUUUGGUUAGACGAUGUCUUGAUCUCUUUUACGGAAAAGAAUAAUGAAAGUCUAAAGCCAUUGGAUCUCAGGACUUGCGAUUACAGAAUCGGUUGGUUCUGGUUGUCUGAUGGAUAUAUUAGCCGUAAAUGUUCAAGAGCAAAUGAAGAGAAGUUUUAUAAAGUAGCAUACUUCAGAAGAAAUUCGUUAGACGGGUUAGAUUUUUUCUCUAUGAAUCAUACGAUAGAAUAUGGGGAAGUGAGCAAAGUUGACCCGUGGUUGGAUAGAAGAGAUGUUAUCGUUGAUCAAAGCGCACCAUAUCCACCGAUUCUUCCUGCAAUUUGCUCGAUAUAUUACGAUUCAUAUGAGAAUAGUAAGAAUGGAUGGAAUUCGAUUUAUAACGAGAAUGAAAGCUUGAACUCUAGACAUGGCGACGACAAUCAGGAAUAG
Acaulospora morrowiae is the source of this 846-nucleotide messenger RNA. The record is from the annotation of a GenBank genome assembly. NCBI's taxonomy places the organism in Eukaryota, Fungi, Glomeromycota, Glomeromycetes, Diversisporales, Acaulosporaceae.